Molecule: messenger RNA, 2012 nt
Organism: Lolium perenne
Lineage: Eukaryota; Viridiplantae; Streptophyta; Magnoliopsida; Poales; Poaceae
Product: protein DEFECTIVE IN MERISTEM SILENCING 3
Source: RefSeq, a predicted model, not a curated record
GAGUAGAUCUGAUCGGGCAAACCCUCCCUUGAGCUUCAUCCCCAAACCAAGCCCUCUCGUCUCUGCCUAUUGGCCUUCCUGCCAAAGCUGAUCUCAGUCUGCCCGUCCCUCCCUCCCUCCCUGGUCGCCGCGUCGCCGGCGACCUCAGCUCCCAGCGACGAUGGUGCCGAGCUUUGUCAUCACUUAUUAGUGUGGCGUGGCGGCUCGACCUGCAGAACGCAGCACCAGCAUGGAGGCUACCCCGCUGACGCAGCAGACCUUUGAGUUCAACGACAAGGUGUUGCAGGACGAGCUGCAUAGGCUGGGGCUCAAGGUCAACCACCAUGAGGAGAACAUCAGGUUCCUCAAGUCCGAGAUCAACACCGUCCAAGAGUCCAUAGCCGACCUCAGAAUUAAACUUGGAAAGGGGGUGGUAAUUGCAAAUAAUGGUACAUCUGUUCAAGAAGCUGAGACGCUUGUUAUUCAAAGCAUACUUAAUCAGGAAAAGACAGCGGCUUCGCUUGUAUGCCAUCUGCGCAAGUAUGAACAAACGCAAAUAAUGAAAGAUGUACUUGGUGUUGUGGCUACCUUGGGAAAAGUAAAUGAUGAUAAUCUAAGCAGCCUACUGUCAGAGUACUUGGGAAUAGACAAUAUGCUUGGCCUCGUUUGCAAUACUUAUAAUUGCAUCAAGGAUCUUGAAAUAUAUGACAACAAAGGCAUCAUUAAUAAGAAAGAAGGUAUUCAUCGACUUGCUGGCACAAUUGGAAGGCCUCUGGAUGGGAGGUUCACCGUGUUCUGUCUUGAAAACAUAAGGCCUUUUUCUGGAAAAGUUAUGAUUGAUGAUCGACAGAGACAUCUUAUAUUGCAUAAACCAAGGUUGCCUAGUGGGGAGGCUCCUCCUGGCUUUCUUGGUUUCGCAGUAAAUAUGAUACAUAUGGACGAGGCAUACUUGGGUUAUCUCACACCCAAUGGCCAUGGCCUUAGGGAGACUUUGUUUUACAGUUUGUUUUCUCAUUUGCAAGUUUAUAAAACUACAGCUGAUCUGCGAAGUGCUAUUCCCUUGAUAAAUGAUGGUGCCAUUUCUCUGGAUGGUGGUAUAUUCAGGCCUAAUGGUUCAUUCUGCCUUGGUGAUUGGAAAAACGUAGAAGUGAAAUUUACUGUAGCUGCAAGCCUUGUGGAUUCAAGCACACAUGGAAGUACCACUGAAAUGGAAUAUCAAGUUAAACUGAAGAACUGGGAGAAGGAAAGGCUUAUUGAGGAUUUAAAAAGAGAGGAAGAGCUGUUAAAGCAAGUUAAGGACUUAUUCGCCAAUCUAAAGCAACAGCUUAUGGACAGUCGUCUCAUUUCACCAUCGGUGGCAAAGAGGGUGCAGGUUUCGCCAACAAAUCGGUCACCAGCAACUCCAGGAAGUAAUCCAUUUUCAGCAACUCGUGGAAGUAACCACUUUGCAGCAUCUCCUGGAAGUAGCCCGUUUGCAGCAACUCCUAGAAGUAACCCAUUUGCAGGAACUCCUGGAAACAGUUCAUUUGCAGCCAAGCCCCCCCACAUGCGCUGACAGUAUAAAUGUUCACAUGCAAUGUUCUUGUGCUGGGAGUAUUGCAUGUGCUGGUUUCAUUCCUGCUAAACCAACUUCGUUUUGCGAUGUUCUUGAAGCUAGUUUUUAGUGCACAGUAGAGAUGCAAAAAGUUAGUACAGAACUGACUUCUGUUCAUGAGUUGGUGGUCUGUCUCUGGCUGUUUGAAACGGUUGUCUUAUUUUGUUAGUUUUUCCCCUUCACUUCUUUUGCGUACCUCUCAAAAGAGAAGAGAAGGUGAUAGAAAAGGUCCAACCUAACCGAAUUCAGGAGAAGAUUUCAGGCAACAGGGAAAGUGUUGUCUUGUUUCUUCACUAGCUGAUUGUUUUGUUCCUGAACCGUCCUGCUGGAAGAUUGCAGGAGCUUUUGUUCCCUCCAAUCAUGUAUGAAUCAUGAUAUAACAAAUCAGUGUAUUAUCAGUGAAGCAGCCUAGAUUACUAAGAAGUAACAAUUCUUGAUA